AUGGCCAGUAAAGGGAAAUCGCGGUGGGCGCAGGAUGAAGACGACAGUGCUGCGAGCAUUGCGGCGAGCAUUGCGCAACGGAAAAGAGAGAAAGAGGAGAAGAGGCGAGCAAAGGAGGACAGGCUGCGACAAGCUGACGCUCAACAAGUCCAUUCGCCUUCGCCACCGCCAGUCGACCCUCCCGCUGCCAAUGGAGAUGUGGAGAGGCCUUCGAAGCGGCUCAGGACCCAUGUGGACACGCAUCCACCGGGCGAUGGACGUGCCCCCGCCCCCGAAUCGCAGCUUCUCCCCUUUCCCGCCCGGCGCUUUGCAGCCUGUCGAGACGUCGACGAAUAUGAGCGGCUGAACGAGAUCGAAGAAGGCUCCUACGGACUCGUAUCGCGUGCGCGUGAGAAGGCCACCGGAACCGUGGUGGCGCUCAAGAAGCUGAAGAUGGACCACGCCAACGACGGCUUCCCCGUCACCGGCCUGAGAGAGAUCCAGACCCUGAUGGCAUCGCGACAUGCCCACAUUGUCCGCCUGCGAGAAGUCGUCACGGGCGCCACGUGGAAAGACAUCUACCUCGUCAUGGAUUUCCUCGAACACGAUCUCAAGACUCUGCUCGAAGACAUGGCCGAGCCCUUCCUCCCCUCCGAGAUCAAAACCCUGAUGCUCCAGAUCGUGUCCGCCACCCAACACCUGCACGCGCACUGGAUCCUGCACCGCGACCUCAAAACCUCCAACCUCCUGAUGAACAACCGCGGCGAAAUCAAACUCGCCGACUUCGGCAUGGCGCGCUACACCUCCCAACCGUCACCACCCAAACUCACCCAGCUCGUCGUCACGCUGUGGUACCGCUCGCCGGAACUCCUCCUCGGCACCGACACCUACGGCGCCGAAAUCGACAUCUGGAGCCUCGGCUGCAUCUUCGGCGAGCUGCUGACCAGAGAUCCGAUGUUCCAGGGCAAGAACGAAGUGGACCAGCUCUCCAAGAUCUUUGCCUCCCUGGGCCCACCCACCAAGGAAAACUGGCCCAAUUACCGCUCCCUCCCCAACGCGAAAGCCUUACACCCACUUCUCUCUUCCUCCUCCACCUCCAAACGCCAACCACAACUCAACUUCCCCUACCUGACCACAUCCGGCCACCGGCUCUUGAGCUCGAUGCUCUCCCUCAACCCGUCCUCCCGACCCGCCGCCGCCCAGAUCCUGGCCCACCCGUACUUCCACAACGAAGACCCCCGCCCCAAAGCCAAGGAAUUCUUCCCCACCUUUCCGAGCAAAGCGGGCCAGGAGAGGAGGCGGCGCAGGGAGACGCCGAACGCGCCGUUGAGGGGCGACAAGACUGCCCCAUUUGAUACGGAACUUGGAAAAGGCAGGUGUGCCAAAAUGGCGUCGAGUUCUGCCACACUGUCAUUCCGUACACCUCCGCCCUCGGGUUCUUAUGCUCAGAUCUGCUUCCCCACUCCACCGGUCCUCCUUGUCAUCUUCAACCGGCCCAAGUCUCUCAAUUGCAUAGAUAUACCUUCCCACUGGGAAUUGCAUGCCCUCUUCGAAUGGUACGACAAUGAGCCUUCUCUUCGAGCCGCCGUCGUGACAGGAACGGGCCGCGCCUUCUGCGCUGGCGCGGAUCUGAAAGAAUGGAAUGUACAGAACAGCAGUGGCGAUGGCGGCAGGAGAGACAUGCCACCUUCGGGUUUCGGCGCUCUCUCCAGAAGAGCUGGGAAGAAGCCAGUCAUCGCUGCUGUCAAUGGACUGGCGUAUGGAGGUGGAAUGGAGAUGUGCACGAAUGUAGAUCUGGUGAUCGCUUCGAAAUCAGCAGCUUUCGCACUGCCAGAAGUCAAACGCGGUGUUGUUGCCAUUGCAGGUGCAUUACCUCGGAUAGUACGGACAAUUGGCCGCCAGAGAGCCAUGGAAAUGGCGCUGACGGGGCGAACGGUGAGUGCAACUGAAGCGCAGUCGUGGGGUUUGGUCAACGCGAUGGUCGAAGAUGCAUCAGCAGACUCCGAGAUCAUGGACAGGCCGGUCACUGUGAAGGCGCUAGAGUAUGCCAACAUGAUUGCUAGUAAUAGCCCAGACGCGGUGAUUGUGAGUCGAGAAGGCAUCAAGAUGGGCUGGGAAGGUGUGGGGGCAGAAGAAGGUUCUAGAUUGCUGAUGGAAAUUUGGUGGAAAAGACUAUCCGAGGGCGAAAAUAUGAAAGAAGGCGUGAGGGCCUUUGUGGAGAAACGAAAUCCAGAUUGGUUGGCAAGCAAGCUAUAA
Endocarpon pusillum Z07020 is the source of this 2235-nucleotide messenger RNA. RefSeq lists its product as uncharacterized. Gene Ontology annotation, molecular function: cyclin-dependent protein serine/threonine kinase activity; ATP binding. NCBI's taxonomy places the organism in Eukaryota, Fungi, Ascomycota, Eurotiomycetes, Verrucariales, Verrucariaceae. Gene Ontology annotation, cellular component: nucleus. Gene Ontology annotation, biological process: regulation of mitotic cell cycle; protein phosphorylation. The record is from RefSeq and is a predicted model, not a curated record. The transcript is spliced from 3 exons. Bases 1 to 2235 code for a protein of 744 amino acids.